This is a messenger RNA of Apodemus sylvaticus (European woodmouse), 638 nucleotides long. Its product is annotated as resistin-like beta. Lineage: Eukaryota; Metazoa; Chordata; Mammalia; Rodentia; Muridae. The transcript has 4 exons. Gene Ontology annotation, cellular component: extracellular region. The coding region runs from base 175 to 492 and encodes 105 amino acids. Gene Ontology annotation, molecular function: hormone activity. The record is from RefSeq and is a predicted model, not a curated record.
UGCCUGUCACCUGUUUUGGAUUCCCAGGACCCAGAAUGUAAAACGGGAAACUGACUCCUACAAAUUGUCCUCUGAACUCACCAUGCAAGCCUUGAAAAGAUCAACUGAACAAUAACCUUGUUAGGCCUACAAAAGUGCUCUGGAAUCAGCUCCAGGACGCUGACUUUCUACAGCAUGAAACCUACACUAUGUUUCCUUUUCAUCCUCAUCUUCCUUCUCCCACUGAUGGUCCCAGGGAAAACGGAGUACUCCUUAGACUCUUUGGUGGAUCAAAAGAUCAAAGAAGCUCUCAAGCACCAAGAGUCUAAGACAAUCUACUGCACUAGUGUCACGACUUCUGGCAGACUGGCCUCCUGUCCUGCUGGGACGGUUGUCACUGGAUGUGCCUGUGGCUAUGGGUGUGGAUCUUGGGAUAUCCAGAAUGAAAAUACUUGCCACUGCCAGUGCUCAGUCAUGGACUGGGCCACCGCCCGCUGCUGCAAAAUAGCUUAAGAAUGAGGAGGUUGAGAAACUGAUUUUAAAAUGAUGAGCAUAAUGAAACCAUGGUCUCUACCAGGAAACCUGACUCAUUGUCUUCAUAAUGUAUCCAUAUCACUAAAUAAGUCUUCUUGAAUAAUAAAGACAGAUCUGUACCUGUG